AUGUCCGACCCAUUUCUCAAGGAGCGCUUCGAGCAGUUAGGGCUUGAGGUAGUUGUCCCGACGACGGAUGCGCAAUCGUUGAUCAACAGGAUCAUCUUCGUAGAGCUUUCAAAGGGAGAGGUCAGGGAAGAGUCGCGUGCAGAGUAUCUCGCGGUUGUGGAUGAGCUUUACGCAAACGGCUCCGAGGCGCUGAUCCUUGGCUGCACAGAGAUAAGGCUGCUCAUUAAGCAAAGCCACCAACCGAAUAUUCCCAUGUUUGACACUCUUGCUAUACAUGUACAGGCAAUUGUACAACUAAGUCUAAGUAGCGAUCCCUAA
Messenger RNA from Clonostachys rhizophaga, 318 nucleotides. Lineage: Eukaryota; Fungi; Ascomycota; Sordariomycetes; Hypocreales; Bionectriaceae. The record is from the annotation of a GenBank genome assembly.